AUGAUCUAUCCUAAUGCUGCUCAACAAGAUAGAAUCAUCGCUGGUCAGGAAUGUCAACAGCUACUGGCUAUUCCGCUUGACCCCAGGUCUGAUAUGGAGGCAACUGCCCCUUCUCCUUAUGUGAAGUGCCAUCAAGUGACUGCGAAGAACAUUAACGAUAUGAGCCUCAACGAUGUGUCUAUCAACCACCAACGAGUGAAGAUCAGCCCCAAGGCCGUGAACCUCCCUGUCACUCUGGUUGACGACCGUGAUGCCCCCGACGGAAGAUGUUGUAUCAAGAUCCCUUGGAAAUAUCUUAUUGCGAGACCACCUCCUAACUUCAAGGCCGCUUAUGCCGAAGAUAGUGCGAUCACCAGAAAGCUCUCCCCAGAGCAAAGGCGCCUGUAG
This is a messenger RNA of Perkinsus marinus ATCC 50983, 387 nucleotides long. RefSeq lists its product as hypothetical. The record is from RefSeq and is a predicted model, not a curated record. NCBI's taxonomy places the organism in Eukaryota, Perkinsozoa, Perkinsida, Perkinsidae. The transcript has a single exon. The coding region runs from base 1 to 387 and encodes 128 amino acids.